Molecule: messenger RNA, 1110 nt
Organism: Saccoglossus kowalevskii
Lineage: Eukaryota; Metazoa; Hemichordata; Enteropneusta; Harrimaniidae
Source: RefSeq, a predicted model, not a curated record
AUCCACAUCGUAGUAAAAAUGGUCGGUAUUUGGUUUCUCCUCGCAGCAGUCUUCCAGGUGCAGGCAACUAUUGGUGGUCGGAUUCCCAGAAACUAUAAUGGACCUGCGUUGAUUGGUACUGGCGAAGAUAUGAAGUUGUACACCAAGGGUUAUGCUGAUAGAAAGUGGGAUGGUCCUCUUCAAAAUUCAUGCUGUAUGAUGAGAAUUGCAGUUAUGCCUGACGGUAGUUUACUUGGAGUCGGUGAAGACAAUCAAUUAUAUACUAAGACGUCAAUUUAUUCUGGCAAUUGGAAGGUCGUUGACGGCAGUUGUUGCAUUCAGGAUGUGACUGUAAAUCAAGACGGUACAAUCAUCGCUGUAUCUUCCGCCACAGGCACAAAACUGAUGACUCGUCCCGAUUUGAACAGUGAAUGGACAACCAGCCGUAAAUUCAACGAUGUUGUCCGCAUUGAUGUACUGCCAGACGACACACUUUUAGGUAUUACUAAAACUGGUGGACUCAAACGACGUGUUGGUGGAAUUGAUGGUACAUGGCAAUACCAGAAAACUUAUGGUAUGAAAGCAGACGACAUUUCAAUUCAACCCGACGGAAUCGUACUAGGUAUUGGAAAAGGCGGAUGUGGUGUUCACGCCCUUGACUUAGAGACUGGUAAAUGGGGAGAACAAUUACCUGAAUCUGAAUGUGUAACAGCUAUUGCGUCUCCUGGCAAUUUGAUAUUCCCUGAGCCGACUGAAGAACCAAAAACAGAAGCACCAACCGAGGCCCCAACCGAGGCUCCAACAGAUGCGCCAACAGAGGCACCAACCGAGGCUCCAACAGACGCACCAACAGAUGCACCAACGGAGGCUCCAACAGAAGCACCACCACCACCUUCGACUGAGAGAAUUGAUGGAGCAGUGGUGUCAGUUGGUGACAGUUCUGAUAUAAGUCAAAAUGAUCAAUGUGGUGAUCAAAUAGACUGGAACGCAAACACAUAUGGAGAAAAGAUCACAUUUGAUUGUCAGCUCAGUGGGCGUUAUGUUGCCGUACAACUGAAAGGUCAUAACAACUAUCUACACCUGUGUGAAGUGGAAGUGUUUGGAAUGAAAGGCAUUCCUUGUUCAAUGUAG